AUGUGUAAUGGGGAGUUCUUUAGCAAGGAAUCAGAUGAGGCACUAGCAUUCUUUGAUUACUUAGCUGAAAGUGCACAACAGUGGAAUACACGAUCUGAUCGGGCACCAACGACAGUGCAACCUCUUAGGGCAAUUGGUGGUGGAGGUAGAUAUAAGGUAAAGGAGGAAAUUGAUAUCCAGGCUCACAUUGCUGCAUUAGCUAGGAGGGUAGAGGCUAUAGAGUUAGAGAAGGUGAAAGCAGCGAAAUUAGAUGAGCCUCAGCCUAAUCCUUGGGUAUACCGACAGCAACAGAAGCCAGUGCAUAAUGUUUCAGGGGAUUCCAUUGAAACGGCAAAGGCCGUCAUUACUUUGAGAAGUGGGAAGGAAGUCCCCCGACUAGAGAUAUCUAUUACGAGGCAGACAGUUGCCCCGACACCAAAAGUUGCAGUGGAGGUAGAUGAGGCCAAGGAAAAAUCAGAGGAAGUAAGUCCAGAAUUGAAGAAGUCAGUCGACAUGGAGGCCAAGACUAGUAAGGAGUACCAACCUGUGGUACCAUAUCCUCAGAGGUUGACAACUGGUCAGAAGAACAAAUACCAUACUGAGAUUCAGGAAAUCUUCAAGCAGGUGAAGAUUAAUAUUCCGCUUCUAGAUGCCAUUCAGCAAGUUCCUUCGUAUGCAAAAUUUUUGAAGGACUUGUGCAUAGUGAAGAGGAAAUUGAAUGUAAAGAAGAAGACUUUCUUGACAGAGCAGGUUAGUGCAUUGAUAUUGAGUGAAACUCCUCAGAAACUCAAAGAUCCUGGUUCUCCCACCAUCUCCAUUAUGAUCGGUGAAUCUCACAUAGGGAGAGCUCUACUUGAUUUGGGGAGUAGUGUGAACUUGCUACCAUUCUCGAUAUAUGAGCAGUUGGGGUUAGGUGAGUUGAAGAAGACCUCUAUUGUGCUACAGUUGGUUGAUAGAUCAGUGAAGGUGCCACGGGAUGUUAUUAAGGAUGUAUUGGUUCAAGUUGACAAAUUUUACUACCCGGUGGAAUUUGUGAUUUUGGAUAUGCAGCAGCCUAUCUCUACCAUUUCCCAGGCACCUGUUGUACUUGGGCGCCCAUUCCUUGCUACCUCCAAUGCAUUAAUCAAUUGUUGA
Messenger RNA from Malania oleifera, 1113 nucleotides. RefSeq lists its product as uncharacterized. The record is from RefSeq and is a predicted model, not a curated record. The transcript has 2 exons. NCBI's taxonomy places the organism in Eukaryota, Viridiplantae, Streptophyta, Magnoliopsida, Santalales, Ximeniaceae. The coding region runs from base 1 to 1113 and encodes 370 amino acids.